UGUGCUUUAUGCGCAUGGUCUGAGAAAACAGAUUCCAGUAACUGAUAUUCCUGAACUGCUGCCGUUUGCUUUUCGAAAUCUUGGUGUUGAUGUCGACCUUCUUGAGUUGGAGAAUCUGUUUCUGGACUUGGCGGCAUCUUUCCGGCCACCAAGUGGCAGUGGUGUUACUGGUUUGUGGUGUGAGCCACAUGAAUUACUUUCUUUGUUUCUGCAGCCUGUUAGCAAUGGCAAGUUUUCUGGUCCUGGCUUCCGCUUUGACAACUUUUGUCAUUUCCGCGGUAUGGGCGGUUACCGGUACAAAAAAAACAGGUGGUGAAUUGGUGUCGGUCCAAGCAUAUGGUACGUGGAAACAUGCUUUUUUCAGCAGGGUUUCCACAUCCGAUCGUCAGGGAUCGGAUUUGUCAGCUAUGGAUGUCUUCAAUCAAGCAAAGACAUACAAGAACUGGAUCGAGCAUAUGGAAAGGGAUCUUGAGCGGAUAGUUAGCCGCACAUACGCUGCUCGUUUGGAGUUUAGGGUAAAGUCGACCAUUGACUUUACUCGGUGUAUUGCUGAUUUCAUCCCAACGGGUAUAUCGUUUGGGUUAAAACACAAGACCUUUUUGACUUUGUUCGUUUCCGUCUCCUUGCUGUUGACCCUAUUGCUCGUUCUUCUUUGGUGGCUAACCAAAAGUUCACUUACAAGGCCUUGACCACGUCGAUGUUGCUUUCCUUCUUUUUGAAUUCUUAAAGACGGUCGUACUGGUGAUGUUCUCAAGCUUAUCAGAAAGUACCAAAAUGAAGUUACCACUUUCCCCCUUUGUGCCUUCUCUGUUGGGUCAUCGUCAAAGCAACUUUGCGAUUGCAGAAGAGUUAGCCGCCCUUCGACUGAGUCGUAUCUUUGGAGCCACUCUUUUAUAACAGAUAGGUAACAGUAUAAAUAUCAUCUUCCCCCCAUUCA
Mycotypha africana is the source of this 937-nucleotide messenger RNA. RefSeq lists its product as uncharacterized. The transcript has 3 exons. Bases 90 to 689 code for a protein of 199 amino acids. The record is from RefSeq and is a predicted model, not a curated record. Lineage: Eukaryota; Fungi; Mucoromycota; Mucoromycetes; Mucorales; Mycotyphaceae.